GGAAGUAGUCCUACAUUCGCGGUCAGCGCGGGGUCUCCGGGCGCCCUGCAGGGCGGGCAGGCUGUGCCAUCCCGCCGGACGUCGGGAUGGUGCAGCUGUACAACCUGCACCCGUUCGGGUCGCAGCAGGUGGUGCCCUGCAAGCUGGAGCCGGACCGGUUCUGUGGCGGGGGGCGUGACGCGCUUUUCGUGGCGGCGGGCUGCAAGGUGGAGGCGUUCGCGGUGGCCGGCCAGGAGCUGUGCCAGCCGCGGUGCGCCUUCUCCACGCUGGGCCGGGUGUUGCGCCUGGCCUACAGCGAGGCUGGAGAUUAUUUGGUAGCAAUUGAAGAGAAAAACAAAGCUACAUUUCUACGUGCUUAUGUGAACUGGAGAAAUAAAAGGACUGAAAACUCUCGUGUGUGUAUCCGAAUGAUUGGGCAUAAUGUGGAGGGACCAUUCAGCAAAGCCUUCAGAGACCAGAUGUACAUUAUUGAAAUGCCGCUUUCGGAGGCCCCCUUGUGCAUUUCCUGUUGCCCUGUGAAAGGAGACCUUCUCGUUGGCUGCACAAAUAAAUUAGUCUUAUUUAGUUUGAAGUACCAGAUCAUUAAUGAGGAAUUCUCACUAUUGGACUUUGAACGUUCUUUAAUUAUACACAUAGAUAAUAUCACUCCUGUUGAGGUUUCUUUUUGUGUUGGAUAUGUUGCUGUCAUGUCAGACUUAGAAGUCUUAAUCGUAAAACUGGAGUCAGGCCCUAAAAAUGGAGAGAGAGUUCACCACCAUCCACAUAAGACCAACAAUCGAAUAAGACGGACAGAAGAAGGCAUCAGUAAUGAAAUUUCACAGCUUGAGUCAGAUGAUUUUGUCAUCUGCCAGAAGCCCCUGGAACUUCUUGGUGAAAAAAGUGAACAGUCUGGAUUAUCUGUUACACUGGAGUCUACGGGAUUAGCUGAUGAAAAAAGAAAAUAUUCCCACUUUCAGCACCUGCUCUAUAGACGUUUUGCUCCUGAUAUUUCGUCCUAUGUCUUGUCUGAUGACAUCAAGCUACAUUCCCUCCAGCUGCUACCCAUUUACCAGACCGGUUCUCUUACAUCUGAUGGAAAAAAUUUGUCUCAGGAAAAAGAAUUGCUGAGUCUCUUUUGCUUUUUCUCCUUACCUCAUGUGGGCUAUCUCUACAUGGUUGUCAAAUCUGUUGAAUUGAUGUCAGUCUACCAGUAUCCUGAAAAGUCUCAGCAGGCAGUACUCACGCCACAAUUUUUGCACGUCAUUACAAGUAACAACCUGCAGUGUUUCACUGUGCGGUGCAGUGCGGCGGCAGCUCGUGAGGAGGACCCGUACAUGGACACCACCCUGAAGGCUUGCCCACCUGUCAGUAUGGAUGUCUGUGCUUUAAGAAUACAGCUUUUCAUAGGCUUGAAAGCCAUCUGUCACUUUAAAAACCACAUCAUACUUUUGACUAAAGCAGAACCUGAAGCCAUUCCAGAGAGAAGACAGUCACCCAAGAGGCUUCUUUCGAGAAAAGAUACCAGUGUUAAAAUCAAAAUACCUCCUGUAGCUGAGGCUGGGUGGAAUUUGUAUAUUGUGAAUACGAUCUCACCAGUGCAGCUGUACAAAGAGAUGGUAGACUAUAGCAAUACCUAUAAGACUGUCAAAACCCAGAGCUGCAUUCACCUUCUCAGUGAGGCUCAUCUGUUAGUGCGAGCUGCCCUGAUGGAUGCCAGUCAGCUGGAACCUGGAGAGAAGGCAGAGCUUUUGGAAGCAUUUAAGGAAAGCUGUGGGCACCUUGGGGACUGUUACAGCAGGCUUGACUCCCAGCAUUCUCAUCUCACCUUGCCAUACUAUAAGAUGUCUGGUUUGUCUAUGGCUGAAGUUCUGGCCCGCACGGACUGGACAGUAGAGGAUGGAUUACAGAAAUACGAGAGAGGAUUAAUCUUUUACAUUAAUCAUUCACUUUAUGAAAACCUGGAUGAAGAAUUAAAUGAAGAAUUAGCAGCAAAAGUGGUUCAGAUGUUUUAUGUGGCUGAGCCAAAGCAAGUGCCCCAUAUUCUCUGUAGUCCUUCUAUGAAGAAUAUUAAUCCUUUAACUGCCAUGAGCUAUCUAAGGAAGCUGGAUACUUCUGGGUUUUCAUCGAUCUUAGUGACAUUGACCAAGGCAGCAGUGGCUCUGAAAAUGGGAGAUCUUGACAUGCACAGAAAUGAAAUGAAAAGCCAUUCAGAGAUGAAGUUGGUAUGUGGCUUCAUUCUGGAACCUCGGCUGUUGAUUCAACAGAGAAAGGGACAGAUUGUUCCAACCGAGCUUGCACUUCACUUGAAGGAAACUCAGCCUGGAUUGCUUGUGGCUUCAGUUCUGGGCUUGCAGAAGAACAACAAAAUUGGAAUUGAAGAAGCAGAUUCCUUUUUUAAGGUGCUUUGUGCUAAGGAUGAAGAUACAAUUCCUCAGCUCUUGGUAGACUUUUGGGAAGCUCAGCUAGUGGCAUGUCUCCCAGAUGUGGUACUUCAGGAACUCUUUUUCAAACUCACAUCACAGUACAUCUGGAGAUUGUCUAAGAGGCAGCCUCCUGACACCACACCAUUGCGAACAUCGGAGGAUCUGAUAAAUGCCUGUAGUCAUUAUGGCUUAAUUUAUCCAUGGGUUCACGUCGUAAUAUCAUCUGAUUCUUUAGCUGAUAAAAAUUAUACAGAAGAUCUUUCAAAAUUACAGUCUCUUAUAUGUGGUCCUUCAUUUGACAUAGCUUCCAUUAUUCCGUUCUUGGAGCCACUUUCAGAAGACACUAUUGCCGGCCUCAGUGUCCAUGUUCUGUGUCGUACACGCUUGAAAGAGUAUGAACAGUGCAUAGACAUACUGUUAGAGAGAUGCCCGGAGGCAGUCAUUCCAUAUGCUAAUCAUGAACUGAAAGAAGAGAACCGGACUCUGUGGUGGAAAAAACUGUUGCCUGAACUUUGUCAGAGAAUAAAAUGUGGUGGAGAGAAGUAUCAACUCUACCUGUCAUCAUUAAAAGAAACAUUGUCAAUUGUUGCUGUGGAACUAGAACUGAAGGAUUUCAUGAAUGUUCUCCCAGAAGAUGGUACUGCAACAUUUUUCUUGCCAUAUCUUCUCUAUUGCAGUCGAAAGAAACCAUUGACUUAAAGGUAUCAUUUGAAAAAUACCAUAAUGGCAUUUGAGACUGAAUUUCUAAAAAUUGAAUGCCAAAGUACAAGUAGAGGAGUUUUUUAUUUUAUAUAUCACACACACACACACACACACACACACACACACACACAUAUAUGAUACAAAUGCUUUCAGGCUGCUUACCUUACCGUGUAGUGGUAACUAUUCACUUCUUAAUUUAUGACCUCAAUCAAUUUAAUUGUCUAGAAUGUAAAAAGUCUUUAAGACAUAAGAAUUCCUCAAAGAAGCCAUACAUUUUUUAAGGUGGGGAUUGACUUUUAUUCCAAGGAACAACAUCAGUUCACUGUUGUUGGAGACAUGACAAUCAUUUUCAUCCCAAGAACACUUUAAGGAAACAUUUUACAAGUAUGCUUGAAAGAAUGUCACUAACUGGUCCAGAAUUUUAUCUUCUUGAUUUUUCCAGAUUUCUCUAUGUUUUUGAGAAAGAUGUUAAUGUUUUGCCAUGGUAAAAGAUUUCAAACCUCAUUUUUUUUGUUCCUUUUCUUGUUACUUUUAAGAAAACUCAUGCUCUGUUUCUCUGAAUCAAAUGAAGUAGAAGUUUACAAAGCUAACUUUCUUCUUGUCUAGCUAUUAACAUGAUUUGUCAAAUGCAUGUUUUUUUCAGCCAAAGCCUUGUUUCCAUUUUUGUUGAUGUGUACUCUUGCUCUUUUAGCUAGAGUGUAUGUGAAAAUAAAGAAAUACAUCAUUGUAUUCACAACCAUGUGUCUUCAUUUAUAACUUUUUGUUUAAAAAAUUUUUAGUUCAAGUUUAGUUCAUUGAUAUUAUCCUCUGAAUGCAGUUAAGGCUGGGCAGAAAUUCUACUCAUGUGACAUCUGCCACAGGUCUAUUUUGAAGCUUUUCUUCUAAUGGCAAUGUUUGUCCUUACCAGGAUUUAAUCUAUAGAAUUGUCUCUCAACUCUGCUUUUCUCCAGUUCCAGAUAACGUCCUUAAGACCAUCUGUUCAGGGGUUCACAAAACUCAAAUUUGUGUCAUUCUAUUUUAUUUAUUUUAUUUUUUAUUUCCUUCCCUCAUACCUUGCCCAUUCCCUCUGAAUAUUAGGUGUGAUGUCAACAGCAUGUUAGAAGGAUCAAUGGGAAGGCAAUGAUUGAAAACAUUUCAAUGAACCUUAAUAGUGUUCCUUUGAGGAGCACCCAGGAGAAUAUCUGGUCAUAGAUCUUUUUUUAAAUGCAGUUUUAUAAAACCCUAACAGCGGUGAUAUCAUUAGACUGUAUGAAUCAGUUUUAUUACCUAGUGUACAAGUGUCAGUCAUGUAUCAUUAUAUAGUCUGUUGAUCUUUCCAUUUGCAAAAAAUUAAUAGUUUUCCCCCACAAAUGUACAAAGUUGUAUGCUUCCAGUCUUCUUUUAAUGUUUAUAGUCAUUCCAAAGUAACAUUCUAUUUUACACUUUCACAUACAUUGUUAUGAAUCAUUGGUUUUUCUCUUUUUUCCACUUAUCACCAAUUUAUUUCAUUCAGCCAGAUUUGGUGUCU
Homo sapiens (human) is the source of this 4611-nucleotide messenger RNA. RefSeq names its product HPS3 biogenesis of lysosomal organelles complex 2 subunit 1 (gene HPS3). Gene Ontology annotation, biological process: eye pigmentation. Gene Ontology annotation, cellular component: cytoplasm; cytosol. NCBI's taxonomy places the organism in Eukaryota, Metazoa, Chordata, Mammalia, Primates, Hominidae. The transcript is spliced from 17 exons. The record is from RefSeq and is marked reviewed. The coding region runs from base 87 to 3101 and encodes 1004 amino acids.